AUGCCGAAGCCGCGCACUUUCGCCAACGAAGGCUACAAGACCGUGGACGCCUCCACCGCCUUCGAGGAAGAGGCUCUGCCGCACUACAUGCGCGAGGCGUUUUACCCGGCGCGCAAUGGCGACAUCAUCAAAGGGCGGUACCAGCUGGGGGCCAAGAUGGGCUACGGCACAAGCUCGACCGUCUGGCUGGCCCAAGAUCUGCAGUGCGUGCCUGUCACCGACCUGACGAUGGCCUCCUGUCUCCUAUCUUGUCGCGCUGGCUUUUGUCCUGGGACGGCACGUACUGGGCGAUGA
Messenger RNA from Sporothrix schenckii 1099-18, 294 nucleotides. RefSeq lists its product as uncharacterized. Lineage: Eukaryota; Fungi; Ascomycota; Sordariomycetes; Ophiostomatales; Ophiostomataceae. Bases 1 to 294 code for a protein of 97 amino acids. The record is from RefSeq and is a predicted model, not a curated record. The transcript has a single exon.